Molecule: messenger RNA, 2766 nt
Organism: Cervus elaphus (red deer)
Lineage: Eukaryota; Metazoa; Chordata; Mammalia; Artiodactyla; Cervidae
Gene: FAM149A
Product: family with sequence similarity 149 member A
Exons: 14
Coding region: 143-2602 (819 amino acids)
Source: RefSeq, a predicted model, not a curated record
GGCCCCACCGCGCCCCGCCAUCGCGGCCCAGGGCCGCCUCGUCCCGAGCCCUGCGCGCGGCGGUGGAUGGAGCCCUGCAGGCCGGCUCCGCGUGGACUUGAGGUUCGGGCCACAGCCAGGACGGCGUUUCUAGGGCCAGGACAUGAAGGUCGCGGUGUUGGACCUUGGGUCUCUCUUUGCCAAAAUCUUCAAGACCUCGACGGCGCCGCCUGCGGCCCCCUCGCCGGUCACCUCCUCCAGCCCCUCGCGAGGCGCUGCUGCCGCGGGCUCCCGCCCCGGCACCUCGCUCAGCGCGGCCCGGACCUUGACCGUUCUCCCGGCCCUGGCCCCCGACUCCCCGUCCAGCUCUCGGGGGCCCUCGGUCCUGCUGCAGCCAACGCCCGCCACGCUCCAUCCCCUGCUUGCCGCCCCCUACGCCCGAGUCUCCGUCGCCGGCCGCCCGGCACAGGCGGUGGGGACUCCUGCUUCGCUGCCCAGUAGCCCGGGAGCAGCCAGAGUCCGGUCCUCGCCCCCGCCCCUGCCCUUGGCUCUGCCGCCCGCCCCCUCCAGCGGCGGUCCUAGCUCGGCAUGCUCCCCCGCCCACCUGGUGGUCGUGGCGCGGCCGCCCCCGGGCCCCGGCGCGGUCUGGGAGGCGUAUCCGUCCAUCGGGGGCUCGGCGGGCAGCAGCAGCAGCAGUGUGACCGCGAGCCCGCGGAACCCUCGCCUCCCCGGCCCCAGGGAGAGAGAGCCCAGCGCUCGGGUGCCCCCUGGGCCUGGCCCCGGCCCCGGCCCCAAGACCCUGUUCUUCGCUUUGCCGGACAUCGGCGAGGAGUGGGCCUCGGACAGCGACUCGGAGGACGGCCGGCGAGGAAGAGGACUGUCAGAAGGAUCUGGAAAGCAGAAUUUUGCUGUGAAAAGCAAAGAUCCUUUACCUACCCAUUUUACAAAAAAUGUACAGAAAGCCAUUGCUAAAUAUAGCCGGGAAUCUGGGUCAUCAUUUUCAUCAAGUGGGAGCCCCACGCCUACAGAAGCCCCCAACUCCUGGUCUGGGUCUGGGACACAGAGUUCAACCACUGGUUUAUCUACGGAGAGGAGUUCCAUUUACUCCUGGAGAGAUGAUGAGUUUGACAAAGCCAGUGCACAGAAAGUGCAGCAGUUGUUCUGGGAGGUCGAGGAAAUGUUGUUUGAAGGGAAAGUAAGCCCUCAGACCCAGAAUCUCCAGGCUGAGUGCUGUGAAUGGGCGGGCAGGUCCCUGCAUCUGAGAGUAUUAGGAAGACAGCUCAUCCCGCCCGCUGAUGAAGGAGUUGAGCAUCUCCAGAGCAGCGGGCCUGCCUCUGCCAUCCACGGACCCUUCCUUGACGACUGUGGACACAGCAGCAACAUCAGAGAGCUGUGCAUCUCCGGCUCACAGAUAAUCCCGGCCGUGCUCUCAGCCCCCUCCCUGCUGGGUCCUAAUGGUACCAGGGCUGUGGACCUCAUGGCACGUUCCUCUCUGGAAGAAGAGGUUUUCGAUGUGGAUGGAAAGAUUGAAGAGUAUUUUGCUUUUGACAGAAAACAAGAUGACGAGGACUGUCUCGAACAAAAACCAGCUCGUCGUCGCGGGACGUGGCCUAAGCGCGGACUUCCUCCCGUGUCGCCGCACGCCUGUAUCAGAGCCGCGGUGGCUGCCGAAGUGUUUGACCACGUCUGGACGAAUGUGGUGGAGGUGUUGGAAAAGCUGACCAGAAAAAACUGGGAAAUUACCCUUACAGAAGGAAAAAAACAGAAAGAAAAAUUGAAAGUAGCUGAGAGUAAAUCUCCACCCACAGUCAUUUCCCGUAUUAACGCUGAUGUGUCCAGUGUUCCGCCAUCCAGAAGUUCAGAAACUCGAAGUGUAUCCCUGGCUUCUCAUCUUAACCCACCUCAGAUACAUCGCUUCUCCAACAAUUUUUAUAGUGACUUGAAUGGUGUGAUGACAAUUCAAGCAAAACCACUUCAGCAGAGACCUACCUAUUUUGCAGAUAGAACACAGAGUGAGCAGGAGGACAAAUCACUGGGUGUAGGAUCCACUGUUCUUUCCUCAGCCCCGAACCGUCUGGCCCGGAUCACGGAUGCUCGUGGACCACAGACCUCCGCAAAGAAAACACUGGCACACAGGAGGCUGCCUUCUCUUACCUCAGACUCCCAGAGACUAAAAAUCCCCAGUGUGUACAGUGAUGAAGUUCUUAGGGGGACAAAACUGCAAACUGGCAUGGACCGCGUGGGCUCCCCAUCGACUCAAACCUCACGGAGUAGGUUGCCCCCGAUAGGCUCAGAGACUGGAGAGCACCACGUGGCAGGUCCCGGAUCGCGCCCUGUUUCCCUCAGAGGAAGACAGCUACAAAACCAUGGGUUGAGUGCACUGCCUGAUGGUGUAGAACGGUCACCUCUUCGAGAAAGAUCUCUAACGAUGGAGCAGUUUUCAAGGCCCAGCACCACCCAUACAUUUCGGUCAGAUACACCUCGAAAAGGUUCAUUGACACUGAUGGAAUUUGCUGGGCACAUGUGGACAGGUCAAGGCUUUUUAACAGGUUCACAGCAUCCACCUAAAUCUUUUCAGAGGACAACACUGACUUUAAGAAAGAGAUUCCAAGUGGCCUCCUGAUGUGACGUCACCAGAACUACAACCCAUCUGAAGCAUGCAAAGCCUCAGCACACCAUUUAUCACUUGAAAAAUGGAAGAAGUAUUAUGUUAUGUAUCUGACAGUCCAAGAUGUUAGACUGCCUGAGAGAAAUGCAAACAAAUAAACAAUUUAAUUUUGAACACUU